AUGCCCUCGCUCACCUGCCGCAAGAGCAGAUCCAGCUGCUCAAAGGUCACAGGGCACACGUCCACUACGAAGGGCACGCGCUGCCCCACAGACCACUCUGAGCAGGACGACCACGCAAAGCUCUACAGACACAAGACCAGCAGAAAACAGACAGGGUGUUGCCCCAUCCCCCAUCCGAGUGUUGCCCCAUCCAAGUGUUGCCCCAUCCCCCAUCCAAGUGUUGCCCCAUCCAAGUGUUGCCCCAUCCAAGUGUUGCCCCAUCCCCCAUCCGAGUGUGGCCCCAUCCCCCAUCCGAGUGUUGCCCCAUCCCCCAUCCGAGUGUUGCCCCAUCCCCCAUCCGAGUGUGGCCCCAUCCCCCAUCCGAGUGUGGCCCCAUCCCCCAUCCAAGUGUGGCCCCAUCCCCCAUCCAAGUGUGGCCCCAUCCCCCAUCCAAGUGUGGCCCCAUCCCCCAUCCAAGUGUUGCCCCAUCCCCCAUCCAAGUGUUGCCCCAUCCCCCAUCCAAGUGUUGCCCCAUCCCCCAUCCAAGUGUUGCCCCAUCCCCCAUCCAAGUGUGGCCCCAUCCCCCAUCCAAGUGUUGCCCCAUCCCCCAUCCAAGUGUUGUCCCAUCCCCCAUCCAAGUGUUGCCCCAUCCCCCAUCCAAGUGUGGCCCCAUCCCCCAUCCAAGUGUUGCCCCAUCCCCCAUCCAAGUGUUGCCCCAUCCCCCAUCCAAGUGUUGCCCCAUCCCCCAUCCAAGUGUGGCCCCAUCCCCCAUCCAAGUGUUGCCCCAUCCCCCAUCCAAGUGUUGCCCCAUCCCCCAUCCAAGUGUUGCCCCAUCCCCCAUCCAAGUGUUGCCCCAUCCCCCAUCCAAGUGUGGCCCCAUCCCCCAUCCAAGUGUGGCCCCAUCCCCCAUCCAAGUGUUGUCCCAUCCAAGUGUUGCCCCAUCCAAGUGUUGCCCAUCCCCCAUCCAAGUGUUGCCCCAUCCCCCAUCCAAGUGUUGCCCCAUCCCCCAUCCAAGUGUUGCCCCAUCCCCCAUCCAAGUGUUGCCCCAUCCAAGUGGUUGCCCCAUCCAAGUGUUGCCCCAUCCAAGUGUUGCCCCAUCCAAGUGUUGCCCCAUCCAAGUGUUGCCCCAUCCAAGUGUUGCCCCAUCCAAGUGUUGCCCCAUCCAAGUGUUGCCCCAUCCAAGUGUUGCCCCAUCCAAGUGUUGCCCCAUCCAAGUGUUGCCCCAUCCCCCAUCCAAGUGUUGCCCCAUCCCCCAUCCAAGUGUUGCCCCAUCCCCCAUCCAAGUGUUGCCCCAUCCAAGUGUUGCCCCAUCCCCCAUCCAAGUGUUGCCCCAUCCAAGUGUUGCCCCAUCCCCCAUCCAAGUGUUGCCCCAUCCCCCAUCCAAGUGUUGCCCCAUCCAAGUGUUGCCCCAUCCCCCAUCCAAGUGUUGCCCCAUCCAAGUGUUGCCCCAUCCCCCAUCCAAGUUGUCCAUCCCAGCUUAACAGCAAAGGGUCUCUCUCGUUGUCUUGUUGUUUAUAUGGUGUGUGUGUUUCUUUUCUCUUCAGUCUGCUGCUGGACAAGCGUCUGAGAGCGGACUGUAAGAACCAGGGAGCUAACAUCCCCUGGCCCGCGUCCAACCGCUACGAGACCCUGUUGAAACAACGCCAUGUUCAGCUGCUGGGCCGUUCCAUAGACCUGAACCGUCUGAUCACCCAGAGAGUGUCUGCUGCUCUCUACAAGUCUCUGGAGCUGGCCAUCAACCGCUUCGAGAGCGAGGACCUCACAUCCAUCGUGGAACUAGAAGGUCUGAUGAACAUCAACCGUAUGACCCACAAGCUGCUGUCUAAGUUCCUGACGCUGGACAGUAUGGACGCCAUGUUCCGGGAGGCCAAUCACAAUGUCUCCGCCCCCUACGGACGCAUCACACUCCACGUCUUCUGGGAACUCAACUACGAUUUCCUCCCCAACUACUGCUACAACGGAUCUACUAACAGGUUUGUCCGUACUGUCCUGCCGUUCUCGCAGGAGUUCCAGAGGGACAAGCCACCCAACGCCCAGCCCCAGUACCUGUACGGGUCAAAGGCUCUGAACCUGGCCUACAGCAGUAUCUUUGGUUUCUACAGACACUUUGUUGGUCCUCCUCACAUCAAGGCCAUGUGUCGUCUGCUGGGGUACCAGGGCAUCGCUGUGGUCAUGGAGGAGCUGCUGAAAGUGGUCAAGAGCCUGCUCCAGGGCACCAUCAUGCAGUAUGUGAAGACUCUGAUGGAGGUGAUGCCCAAGAUCUGCCGUCUCCCACGCCACGAGUACGGCUCCCCGGGUAUCCUGGAGUUCUUCCACCACCAGCUGAAGGACAUAGUGGAGUACGCCGAGCUGAAGACCGUCUGCUUCCAGAACCUCAGGGAGGUGGGCAAUGCUCUGCUCUUCUGUCUGCUCAGCGAACAGAGCCUGUCUCAGGAGGAAGUGUGUGACCUGCUUCAUGCUGCACCAUUCCAGAACAUUCUGCCCAGGGUCCAUGUCAAAGAGGGUGAGCGUCUUGAUGCCAAGAUGAAACGCCUGGAGGCUAAAUACACAGCCCUGCACCUGGUUCCCCUGAUAGAACGCCUAGGAACCCCACAGCAAAUAGCCAUAGCUCGUGAAGGUGACCUGCUGACCAAAGAGCGUCUGUGCUGUGGCCUGUCCAUGUUCGAGGUCAUCCUGACUCGCGUCCGCGGUUUCCUGGACGACCCCAUCUGGCGCGGCCCGUUGCCCAGCAACGGCGUGAUGCACGUGGACGAGUGUGUGGAGUUCCACCGGCUGUGGAGCGCCAUGCAGUUUGUUUACUGUAUCCCUGUCGGAGCUCACGAGUUCACCGUGGAGCAGUGUUUCGGGGACGGUCUCCACUGGGCUGGGUGUAUGAUCAUCUCCCUACUGGGUCAACAGAGACGCUUUGACAUCCUGGACUUCAGCUAUCACCUGCUGAAGGUGCAGAAACACGAUGGAAAGGAUGAGAUCAUCAAGAGUGUGCCUCUUAAAAAGAUGGUGGACAGAAUCCGCAAGUUCCAGGUCCUCAACGACGAGAUCUUUGCCAUCCUGAACAAGUACCUGAAGUCAGGUGAUGGAGAGAACAUGCCAGUGGAGCAUGUUCGCUGCUUCCAGCCUCCUAUCCACCAAUCCCUGGCCAGCAACUGAGAUUGACCGGUGCACUGUCCAAUAACAUGGACGUUUCCUAUAGUACCAUCAUCCUAUGUCAGACUAGACACAAAUGAUGUGUCCGAAAUGGCACCCUAUGCCCUAUAUAGGACACUACUUUAUAUAAACGGCACUACAUAGGGAAUAGGGUGCCAUUUGGAACGUAACCCAUCAGACUAGACACACAAUAUUCCUUCGUCUGCUUCUUCCACCUUUAGGUUUUAAAGCAGCAGUGGACCAUGAGACUAAAGCCUUGUUCACACUUAAUGCCUUACUGCUCAAAUCAGAUGUGUGUUCAGACAACAGUCAUUUGCUGACAUGGCUACGCUAGUUGUCAUAGUAACAACAGGUGUGUGCUGAUUGGUGGUGAGUUUGACACCCGUGCCUCAAAGGAUAAGAUGAUCCAACUUCCAAAACGAGUCCUCUCUUGCUAGCCACAGCAGUCAACGAGCUAGCCGUUUGGCUUUCUAGCUCUUUCACUCAUUUGUUUCUAAAUAACAAGCUAGUUAGCUACCACAUGUUCUUGUCAAACUGGCAGAGUAGCAAGCAAUAAGAUAUGUUGGGGAAAUAAAUCAGAUUUGACUGUUCAGGCAAGUCCCCUACAAAUGUGGCUUGAAAUAUCUGCUUCUGUGUGCUUUUUGUCUGUUCAGACGGCAGGAAACAGAUUGGAUCACUUCAAACUGCCAGUGGGAACAAGGCUUGAGGUCUAACUUUCCUGACAUACUGUUUGUACACAAUUGUGCCUUAUGAUCUUAAUAGCCGUUUUCAUUCUAAACUCUUCUGUGUUUUAUGGAGCAUUGAAAACUAGAUCAAAUGAUUAUUUAAGGGGUUUGCGGUGGUGGGAUGUAAUUGGUAGCCUGUAGUCAAUGAGAAGUAGGAUGAUUCGUAUGGAUUGUUAAACAUUAGCAGCUUAAAGGAAAUCUGCAAAGUAACCAAGUUCUGCCUUAUACCCAUUUUAUUCACUGUGCCUUUUUGAAUCAUUUUUAAUUCAAUAAAUAUAUAACAAAUCUC
Molecule: messenger RNA, 4137 nt
Organism: Salvelinus namaycush (lake trout)
Lineage: Eukaryota; Metazoa; Chordata; Actinopteri; Salmoniformes; Salmonidae
Product: cytoplasmic FMR1-interacting protein 1 homolog
Exons: 14
Coding region: 1-3126 (1041 amino acids)
Biological process (GO): lamellipodium assembly; modification of synaptic structure; axon guidance
Cellular component (GO): synapse; neuron projection; SCAR complex
Molecular function (GO): small GTPase binding; RNA 7-methylguanosine cap binding
Source: RefSeq, a predicted model, not a curated record